CUUGAAGCAGGGUUUAGUUACAAUCGAUCUUGGGGGGAAAAUAUUGCCUAUGGUCCAAAAAUAAGGAGCAACUAUGUCCUUCUCUCAGUUCGGAUACCCCUACAGCACCACUUCACAGUUCUUCGUGCCCGCCAGCCCCAGCACGACCUGCUGCGAGGCCGCGCCCCGCUCCGGGCCGGAUGCCUCCUCGGCGCCGGCCGCCGCCUCGCUGUGCUGCGCCCCGUACGAGAGCCGGCUGCUGGCGCCCGGCCGCGCCGAGCUCAAUGCGGCGCUGGGCAUGUACAGCGCCCCGUACGCCGCCGGCCAGGGCUACGGCAACUACCUGCCCUACGGCGCCGAGCCCGCCGCGCUCUACACCGCGCUGAACCCCCAGUAUGAAAUCAAAGACGGCGCCGGCACGUUGCACUCGGGGAUCGCGCAGCCCGCUACCUACUACUCCUACGAUCAUUCCUUGGGGCAGUACCAGUACGACAGGUACGGGACGGUGGAUUUCGGUGGUUCGGCCAGACGCAAAAAUGCAACGCGAGAGACGACGAGUACCCUCAAGACCUGGCUGUACGAGCACCGCAAAAACCCCUACCCCACCAAAGGAGAGAAAAUCAUGCUGGCUAUCAUCACUAAAAUGACCCUGACUCAAGUGUCCACUUGGUUUGCUAACGCCAGAAGGAGGCUUAAGAAAGAAAACAAAAUGACCUGGUCUCCCAAGAACAAAGCGGGGGAAGAGAGGAAAGAAGAAGCCCCGAGGGAAGAGGAUGAAUACAGUGCGGAGGGUGAAGGCAGAGCAGAGCAGAAGAGCUACAAGGAGGACAAGGACCUGCGGUUCAGCGACCUGGAGGAGGAGGAAGAGGAGGAGGAGGAGGCGGGGAAGCCGGAGAAGGGCCGGACCAGCUCCCUGCAGGAAGCCCCCAUGCUGGGCGCGGCGCUGCCCGAGGCUCUGCGGAGCGACUGCAGCCUGCCCGGCCCCUUCCACGCCUUUCCUUGUGCCAAGGCCCCCGGCGUGGACUUCCUGAACGCCACGAAGCCGUCAGUGAGCUCGGAGCUCUGCAGCCGGGAGCCGGCGCAGCCCGGGAGGAACGGCCCCGGGCACCCGCCCCCCGGCCCGGGGCACGGCCGGGGCACCCCCGGGCAGCGGGUGGCGACCGGGCGGCGAAGUAGGACGUUGUUAGUGGGUCACCGCCGUCAGGAAAUCAAUCUUGAAUAUCGAGUAGGCUUCUAUAUGUUUACCAAAGGCUACUCAAGUCGAGUGGGGCUGCGUAACUGGGAGCCCUCUGGGUUUGCGACCGGAGAAGCAAUUGGUAGGGGAAAGGAGGAGCUGCAGGUCAGCGCAGGGAGAUGUGACGGGGCUGGCCCCGGCUUCGGCCCCGGUGACAGCCGCGGCCCUUCCCGGGAGCAGAGCAGUCCCGGCUGCGGGGGCACGGUGAAAGAAGGCAAACUUUGUCGGGCUUUAGAGGUUCCGGGGGGAGAGGGAGGGGGAGGUCAGUGCACACGAGGGCAGCAGGUGACGGCGGGGCUGGGAGCGGGGCUGGGAGCGGGGCUGGGCCCGUCGGAGCCCCGCCGCAGAUGCUCGGCCACGGGGCUUUCCCGCACUCCGGAGCAGCCCCGGACAAGAGGCGGCGCAGCAGCAGCAGCAGUCUGUUUCAUUGACCCGAAGCUUAGAGAAGGGGAAAUUAAGCUGCGAAAAGAUAAACAUUAUUUCAAGUCGGAUUUGAAGGAUUAG
Ficedula albicollis (Collared flycatcher) is the source of this 1717-nucleotide messenger RNA. It is a transcript of the gene IRX6, whose product is annotated as iroquois homeobox 6. Gene Ontology annotation, biological process: cell development; regulation of transcription by RNA polymerase II; neuron differentiation. Gene Ontology annotation, molecular function: DNA-binding transcription factor activity, RNA polymerase II-specific; RNA polymerase II cis-regulatory region sequence-specific DNA binding. Gene Ontology annotation, cellular component: nucleus. Bases 74 to 1717 code for a protein of 547 amino acids. Lineage: Eukaryota; Metazoa; Chordata; Aves; Passeriformes; Muscicapidae. The record is from RefSeq and is a predicted model, not a curated record. The transcript has 7 exons.